Messenger RNA from Dufourea novaeangliae, 3620 nucleotides. RefSeq names its product bicaudal D-related protein homolog. Bases 498 to 2168 code for a protein of 556 amino acids. The transcript has 5 exons. The record is from RefSeq and is a predicted model, not a curated record. Lineage: Eukaryota; Metazoa; Arthropoda; Insecta; Hymenoptera; Halictidae.
AGUCGCCAGGCAGCGUUAUCGUGUUUUCAGGUGUAUAUACACAAAACGAGUCAAGUGUCGCUUGCUCGGCUCGGGACAUCUCCGUCACGCGUGUAAUCGAUACGUUUUUCGAGAGUUCGCGUCAUUUCUCGAUCUCUAUCGAUUUCGAUCGUUCUUGAGUCGAACUGCUUGCGAGAGAACAGUUCGACGGUUUCUAUCCGUCGUACAGGAUUACGGAUAUGUAUUUAUUUUUUAACGUCGAUCGAUUACGAUACGAGUAUCGAUCCCCGCGUGGCACCGAAACGACCAGUCACGAGCUAGAGCGGUCGCGUUGACUGGGCUUUCGAUUGUUCAGUUUUCCGAACGUGGUAACAAAUGUUUCUGACGUACGAACGACCGACCACCUGGUCCCGCGUGUGUCGUUAUUACCAACGACAAUAAAGGUCACGGCUUGGCCUGGCACGCAACACAUUCGAGCGACGAUCGCGGGUGCGCGUGGACGUGCGCGCGAGGCAACGAUGCUGCCCAAAAAGGAAGGUCAACCGGAGCCCUACGCUCUCGAGGACAUGAUCUCCGACAUACAGGCGCGACGAAAUUCCCUAGACCACGAGGACCUCGAGGACCCCGCGGAGCUGCUGAAGAAACGCGACAGGGAUCUGGUUUUGGCAGCGGAGCUUGGUAAAGCUCUUCUCGAGAGGAAUCAGGAAUUGACCAAACAGAGCGAGAGCCUUGUCGAGGAGUACUCGUCAAAGUUGGAGAGUCUAGAGCAAGAGAGGCACCUGCUCCGUAGGCGGCUCGAGGAAGUCAAGGGCGAGAGCGAAGCCAGAGCUUUGGAGCUUCAGGCAGACGUGGAGACGCUCAGGAGCCAGCUUGAGGAGCAGAAUGAACGGGCGAGAAGAGCGGAACGGGAUCAGGCGACCCUCGUUACGGAGCUCACCGCCCAAAACACGAGGUUCGCCGAUCAGCUGAGAGAAGCCGCGAAACAGGAAGAACAGCUGCUCAUCGAGGUCAAGGUGCUCAGGGAAAAGUGUGCUAUCAGGAGUACCACGCUCCAGGAUCACGUCAGCAGCCUGGAGGUUCUCAGGGACGAGGUGCAGCUCGUGUCCGCGCAACGAACAGAAUUAGAGAGGAGGUCCUUGGAGCUACGGGAGGAGAGGGCGAGGGCUAUGGCGGCCCUCGAAGAAGCCGAGGAGAGAGCAGCGGCCUUGGAGCGGCUCGGCCACGAGGCGGAACACCGGGCGAAGUUGGCCGAACGGGAGAGGGACGAGCUGGCAGUAACGUUAGCAGCCAUCGAGGCUGAGAGGAGAGGCAGAUCGGCCUCUGUACAGAAGCCUCCCAGGUCGUUACAGGCUGAGAUGGAGUGCGAGGAGAGCGGAAGCUCGUUGGGGGAACAAGAGGACCUUCGAAGCGAAGUGGCCAGAGCGGCGAAACGGUUGAAGGAGCUCUGCGUUCACCUGAGGCGGGGGGAGGACGAUUCAGGGUUGCAGAGCGACUGCGACGAGUCCAUGCUCGUGAUCAACACCACUGAAGAGGUGACCACCAACGGUCAGGAGACUCUAUCCAGCGCGCCGAACUGUCCCGGCGCUCUACUGGACAUCGUGGAGGAGGUGUACAAUCUGGCUCUGUCCGGCAGAGGAGCACCAGGCGAGUUGGGCCUGGCGGUCGAGUUGCACAGGGUACGGGAAGAGUUGGAGCACACGAAGGAUCAGCUGAAGCAGACACAGGACGAGCUGAAGAGGCGCGGGGAGACUCUGCUGGACAUGACCAGCAAGUUGAGCGUGUCCGAAGCGGAAUUGCGUGGUGUCAAAGAGGAACGUGACAGAGCUCGCGGCGACAUGGAGCACUCGCAGCUGACGAAGGACGAGGUCGUGGCACAGGCAUACAAAGUCAGGGACCAGGCGGUUGCCAGGAAGAACAGGGCAGAGGUUGAACUGGCGAAGACGAGAAUAGACGUUCUGCAGGCGAACAGCCAACUGAUGGAGGCGAUUCAACAGAAGAUCGAGCUUAGCCAGCAGCUGGAACAGUGGCAAAUGGACGUGCAGUUGCUCCUGGACGAGCACGUCCGUAGCAAAAUGAUGCCUGUUAGGAACACCAUCACCGCUUCAAACGCCGAGAACACAGAGAUCGUGGCGCCAGCGAGGAAAAAGCGCAGCACCGGCUCCACGAAGAAAAUGUUCGGCUUCUUCUGACGAAAGUGAUUGCUCACAGGACGUGUGAUUAGUCAGGGACGCCGUAGCACGGUGAGAAACGAAGACUGCGCUCGAAUGGGGAUGUUCUUUCGUGCGUCUCGAAGCGUAUCAGGGACCAUUCGACCGGUCAUCCCUCUCGAUUCAGGGACAGACCGGUGGAUUCGAAUUUAUGGCGGUGAUUCCGUCGGGAUAAACGAUUACUGUUUCCACGACUGUUUCUAGGGCGGGGAGUAGUCAUCGCGAACCGUUUGUUCGUACCACGUUUUUUUACAUGUACUUUUAACGGCGAACAGAACGAACUCUUCUCCCGAUAAGAAUUUCCGCGGUAGGAAUUUUUGUAAAUUAACAAUCUUCUCCUUGGUAAUGGGGGAAGCUUAUACCGCGUGUUGUUGUAACGAGUUAGAGUCGGCAGUAAUAACGACGUAGGUUUCUUCCUUAUGGCGUGAACGAAUUGCAUCGAGGAAAGAAAGCGACAGUAAACGCGGUCAGCUCGAGCGAGUUAAGAAGGAUCGUCCACGGUGAAGCGUGAAUGCUUUUGUUUUCCCUUCGCCCGGACGUUCCGAGAACGUCUGGUCAUUCCGGUAAUCGUGGUACGGCUCAUUGCCACGGUGAGAACGAUCUCUCAGCGGCAUCACGUCGUCAAGAUCUCCUCCGGUUCGUCGGGUUCAAGCUUGUUAUUACUUCGAGCGAAAAAUAUGAGAGAGACAGCAGCGGACUUCCUAGUUGUCGUCGGACUAGAUUCAGAGCGGCCUAAAUACAUCGAUCCUUUCCCUCGUGUCUGUAUAUAAACGCGUUUUUCGACAGACUGUUGCCUUACCGGACAGGAAUUUCUUUAUCCGUUGAUUGUGAUAUAUUCUAUCCACUGUUACGUUAAACUUCAGGGUUGAUCUUGAAACGUUAUCGGGUAAAUAUUAAAAAUGAAUCAUCGAAGAAUCAAUUGAACGAAAUUUUAGCGCAAUCGUUAUGGCGUUUUUUAAAUUGUAAAAUUCAUCUAAGAGUAUUCUAGAUGGAAUUGUCGACCUCCGUCCGAAUCUUUGUCGUUCCGCGCGGACCAGGAUGCAAUUAUAGCUCGAUGGCUGCAGAGAAACGGGAGAUCGAUCCGUUUUCAGCCGCGACCCUACGGCCCUUUUAGGCAACGACAGUGCAAUAACGCUAGAGAAAUUUCUACGCGAACCGGCCGUGUCGGUCAACCGCGACGAUGUUUUCUCGGCGUUCAAUUUUCAUUACGGUCCGAACGGUUAGCUUUAAUUGAACGAACGGUGUUAAGUAACAACGAAGCGGUUGCACGCGGAUCAUCGACGCGCGGCAUUGUCCUUUGUAAAUUAGUAGCCGACGAGCGAGCCGCGGCGCCUCGCCGUGAUUGUAGGAUAGCUGUAUAAUUCCUGAUCUGACAGUGAGCAAUUCUGAGCAAUUGUGACAACAUAUUUAUUUAAUAAAAGUCUGUUUUACGGA